AUGAGCAUCUUCUUCGAUGGUUCUACUCUCCUCGUUUGGAGUGGUUCAAUGUACAAAGAACGAGCUUACGGCCCUUCAUAUGGCCACACUUUGUGCUUUCUCUCAUUCUUAUCGCCAAUUCUUUUACUUCUCCCAUUAUUAAACUCAGUUUAUCAAGAUUGGGAUGAUCCGCUCGUGAUGUCAAAUUCAAUCUGUCUCUCAUGUGCUGUUACUCAAGUUGCUAUGAAAAUUGUUGUGUGCAGGAUUCAACGUCAUCACUUUCAGGCCAUAAUUCUUGAAAUGAUUACAUUUUUAAAAGAUGCUAAUGGCUUAGAAAGAAAAGUUGUGCAAUACUAUGUAAACAAGCACGUAAUUUUACAUUUGGUGCUCUCUGUCGGAUGUUUAUUGACAGCUCUAAAUUUUGUCUGUGGUCCAUUUUUAUUAUCAACGUCUCUUCCAACAGACGCUAAAUAUCCUUUUUCGAUGAAUUCGAGUUUCGUGAGAUGUGUCCUUUAUUCGCAUCAAAGCUUUGUCGCUUUUCAAGUUUCAUCAGGAAUGACAAUUGAUUGCUUGUGUGCUAGUCUACUAUGGUAUACAGCCGCAAGAUUUAAAUUAUUAGCGAAGAAUUUCCAGGAUGUAAAAAAUAAACACGAUUUCUUCCAAUGCGUUCGUCAACAUCAACACUUAUUAAAAUAUGCAAACAAUGUGAGAUCAGCAACCCAGUUUUUAAUAUUUUCUACUGUGAUCACAGGAACUAUUGGCAUAGUUUUUGCUAGUGUGCCUCUUUUUACUAGUUUUUAUGAGUUGCGUUGCCAAAACUAUCACUGGAGUAGAAGAACUUUUGAUCUAGAAAAAUUGCCACCAACGUCUGCUUCCAUGGUUUUGCAUAUAAAUGGAGCAUUUUACGUAACGCAUCAGCAAGUUAAUUGUUUGAAUAAAAAUGCUAACAAAUUAGAUCCUUUGUUAUAUGGAUAUGAUAUGUAG
Molecule: messenger RNA, 963 nt
Organism: Belonocnema kinseyi
Lineage: Eukaryota; Metazoa; Arthropoda; Insecta; Hymenoptera; Cynipidae
Exons: 5
Coding region: 1-963 (320 amino acids)
Biological process (GO): sensory perception of smell; detection of chemical stimulus involved in sensory perception of smell
Cellular component (GO): plasma membrane
Molecular function (GO): olfactory receptor activity; odorant binding
Source: RefSeq, a predicted model, not a curated record